This is a messenger RNA of Linderina pennispora, 791 nucleotides long. Its product is annotated as DJ-1 protein. Bases 96 to 686 code for a protein of 196 amino acids. Gene Ontology annotation, molecular function: protein deglycase activity. The record is from RefSeq and is a predicted model, not a curated record. Gene Ontology annotation, cellular component: nucleus; cytosol. The transcript has a single exon. Gene Ontology annotation, biological process: protein deglycation, glyoxal removal; guanine deglycation, glyoxal removal. NCBI's taxonomy places the organism in Eukaryota, Fungi, Kickxellomycota, Kickxellomycetes, Kickxellales, Kickxellaceae.
CUAGUCCGACACGCAGUGUCACCUUUCUCGCUUCUCUUCCAAUUUGUGUUAUUUCAUUUCUACAUUCCAUUGACCCGAGUUUCAUUUAACUGGAAAUGGCGAACCCUAAAAAGGCUAUUGUGUUUGUCGCCAACGGCACCGAGGAAAUGGAGGCUGUAAUUACCAUCGACGUGCUGCGUCGGGCAGGCAUCGAGGUGCAGGUGCUGGGUGUCGAAAUCGAGCGAGGACCUGUGACGUGUAGCCGCAACAUCCAGAUCGUCCCUGACGCGUUCCUGGGCGACGACGCCGGCAAGAUCGGCAGCUACGACGCCGUGAUUGUCCCUGGCGGAGCCCUCGGAGCCACGACGCUGUCGCAGAACGGCCAGGUGAAGUCUAUCCUGGCAGACUUUUAUGCGCAGCAUAAGGUUGUUGCCGCCAUUUGCGCUGGCACCCUGGCAAUCAGGUCGGCCGGAAUCCAGACAAAGUCGGCUGAGCCGCCGAGCGUCACAUCGCAUCCGAGUGUGCGGGAUCAGCUGGAACGCGAUUUUGCAUACAAGGAGGACCGGGUGGUUGUUGAUAGAAAUCUGGUGACGAGCCGUGGACCGGGCACAACAUUCGAGUUUGCGCUCAAGAUUGUUGAGUUGCUAGUGGGAGUGGACAGGGCGCGCGAGAUUGCAGGCCCAAUGAUCCUGAACUUUGAAGUCUAGAUACAGACCGGCGGUCUCUUUUGGAAGUGCAGUGGUCCCAGAGAAAUAAAAGAUAUAUCGUGUUGAAUUGUUCUAUUCUGCUAGUAGCGCUUGCCGAGGUCAAUG